CAAAAGGCACAACGACCCUGAUUGCAUCCAAUAUAACUCCGGAUCAUUCAUCACUACAACACCGACUUGUGUGCCGCAUUAAUCGAGCUCGUGUACCAGUUCGUACGUGCGUACACUGACUAGAGGACCUCUGCGUGCACGCAGGUGUGUGCGUGUGCACGCGCUCGGAGGGAGCGCGCACAUGCCUCGAGUUGACUCGAGCAGUGUUCGGUGCCGGUGGAGGAGAGAUCACAACUUGUGAGUGUCGGCGGUGGAGCGCGACCCGUCGAGGGAUGCUGGCCCACUAGAUCGCAGCGUCAUCAAACCGGCGCUGAAACCGGAUAUUCGAACUUUGAAUUCUUUUUCUAUUGUUUUAAAGACGUUUUUAGUCCCUGCACUGAAGUUUACCUUGCUAAACAUGCUGAGUUCAAGAGUCACCAGUGCCCUUCUUUUAUCCGCCGUGCUCCGGUUGUUCUGCGGUAUCUCCGGUCAGGCGCCGAACUGCCACGAGGUUCGUGCUGUGUUUCACACUCUUCACCCGGGAUCCAAAUGGGUACCCGAAACCGCCGUGUCAGGUGCUGACCUGCAGGUUUGUCAAACCAAAGGCCUUGUCUGCUGUUCCAAAAAGAUGGAGGAGCGGUAUCAGGUAGCUGCUCGCAGCAAUAUGGAGUCCGGCCUCCAAGUUGUCAGUGCUCAACUCAAACGCAUUAUCAUCCAGAAUGCUGCAAUUUUCCAAGAGGCUUUCGACUUGGUGCUACGGCACGGUCGUAAUGCUACGCUGGCUAUGCUCAAAUCGGAGUUCCCCGCUCUUGGUGGUGCAGCUCAAAGUUCUGUUGGGCAGCUGUUUCUGGACAUGUCGCUUUACAUCCUGGGCUCCGACACAACAGUGGACAACAUGGUGACAUUGCUCAAUGGUCGCCUUUUUCACACGACAUAUCGCCGCCUUCUUGGGGGUAGCGGAUCUGUGUCUGAAGAGUGUGUUAGAGAAGCCUGGAAGGACUCAGGCGCAUUUGGCCCUUAUCCCAAAUUGAUGAUGACUCGUCUUUCCCGGUCGCUCCUUGCAACGCGAGUCUUUCUUCAGGCGUUGAACCUGGGCAUCGAGGUCGUUAAUACCACUGACCAUCUGCGACCCAGUCGGGACUGUGGCCGAGCCUUGAUGAAACUGUGGUACUGUCCGCACUGCCAGGGCUUGCUAGGGCCACCAGUCUGUCGAGGCUUUUGCCAAGUCGUCAUGCACAGCUGCCUGGGAGGAGCGGCCGAAGUUCAGCCUCAUUGGAAAACCUACGUGGACGGCUUGGGGAAGUUGGCAGCGUCUAUGAGCAGCGAGCAGGACAUGGAGGCUGUUGUCCUCAGACUGCCGGCUAUGAUCAAACUGGCUAUCAAACACGCAGUAAAUGCUCGCAGUCGUCUCAAUAGUGUGGUGAGUGGAAUGUGUGGACAAUCGCCACCGCGGUCCACCCGUUCUGUUGCAUCCCCCCCCUUCCAGCAUCCCGCUGCUUCUUUGACCCGCCACACUCAGACAUCACACUCAGAUCCUGAUGAGACCCUAGGAGGGCUCCGCAGGGAGUUCAUUUCCAAUCUGAGGGAAUUCAGCUCCUUCUACAGCGGUCUUGGGGAGUCUCUGUGCAACCGAGAGCCUGCUCCGGCAAACCACUCUCUCUGCUGGAAUGGACAAGAAAUGACAGACAAGUUUAUUGGUCCCAGCCUGAGGCGGUCUCACUCAGGUUCUGAAUCCAGAAGCAGCAAGCCUCUCGAGCCUGUCAUCAGUCAGAUGAUAGACAAACUCAAGCAUAUCAACCAGUUGCUGCGGCAUGUAACCGUAUCCGAAAAACGAUGGCGGGCCCAGACGCGCACAGGUGUGGUGAAGGGGUGGAACGAUGAAGGCGAAGAGGGAUUUCAGAGUGGUGACUGUGAUGAUGAGGAUGAGUGUGCUGGCGUGUCUGGCCUGGGACCACCACCACGACGAAAACGGUUACGCGUUUUUGCAGACCUUGCGGAUAACCUGGCAAUGGAUGACUUCACCUUUCAGGAGCAGCUUCUGACCCCUCGGCUGGCAACAGCAGGGGCUGGAGACAUCCCUUCCCCUGGGGCUGCACCAAAGGCCAUUUACCCGGUUUUGACGGUCCCUGUCACUCUAUGUUUCUUUCUUCUGUGUCAGCACUGACCGUCUGCCAUGUGCACUCAGUUGCACGCAUUGCUAGCUCUGCAGAACAACAGAAACUCUUUCAAUUUCAUUGUUCCAGAGACAUAUUUCAGAGAAAAAUGUAACAAAGCAUGAGCAUCAGAUAAUGCUCUCUUCGUUUCAAUUUAGUUUUUUUUUUCAAGAACGCCUCAUAAACUGGUGAUCUAACAUACAGUACAUGAGAAACCUUUUCUCUCUGCUUCACUCUAAUAUGAAGUCUUGGCUGUCCCUUAUUACUGAGCUAAUGCUUACCUGCACUGAAUUACUGCCUUGCAAGCGCAAGAUGUCACCCUUGGAAACGAAUGACCCUCUAUCUUGAGAAGUAAAACUCCACAUAUAAAAUUACUCACUAUUAUGAAAUGCCUCAAAAAUGUCUUAUUUAUUUCAAUUUUUUUUUAAUGUCCUACAUAUAGCUAAAUAAUUUCAGACUGGUUGCUCUUCCCGCCUCAUUUAAAAAAAAAGAGUUGGAGCCUGUGAGUAAAUGUACUGAAUGUCUCCUGUUACAAACAGUACUGUUUGUUUCUCUCUGUUGAUUCCAUGUUUAUAAUAUUCGUUCAUUUGUAAUAUUUGUCCGCAGGGUGGACUGUAUAAAAAAAAUGAGGAAAAAACGUAAUUUUUCAUGAUCUGUUUUAAGACAGAAUUGUAUGUAAAUAUUUUUGUGUAUUUUGUGUGAACAUUAACUACUUCCACCAAGCACAAAGUGCAAUACGUGAGGGUUUUUCCUGUUUUUUUUUUUGGUUUGUUUUUUUAUUAAUGACGGUCUGUUUAGCUGCAUAUUUUGAUGUAUCGAGCAGGUUGUUUCAUGAUUUUUUUUAUAGCAUGUGCCCAUUUAGUUUUGCUGACAAUCCACACAUUGACAACGCUGUAAAUAUUGACCAUUUAAAAUAAUCCAAUUGUUUAUCAAAUACACAAUUUAGAGAUUGAUAACACUUUCAAAUUUUGAAGACAUUUAAAUAAACAAGCAUAGGAUGGCCAGGUCCUUUCAGAAAAUCAUGUUACCUUUAAAAAAUGAAGACCAUACGCAGACCAUACUUUAUGCCUUGAGCGCUGAAUCACAGUAAACCAUCAAUUUGUCUUUUGUUAAUGUUUUGACGAGUGUUUACAGGAUGAUAAAUAUAUAUAGUGAAUAUUUCUGUGUUUAUAGAUUUGGAUGUGAUGUGUUGCUUUACUAAAUAGAAGUAAAAAUUUACAUUUAACUGAGCUUGAUUAAAGGUUUUUUUAUAUUCAGUACGUAAUUUAUCUUCUCUGAUUGUUCCAUACCGAUAUCGACAAAGAAUUCAGCGCUCACUAUAACUACAGUACAUACCUGUCUAUGAUGAAGGCAAUGAACACUCUUGAUUCAUAAGCAUCAGCAGUACUGUAAUGGCGUACCCUAAUGUAAGCACAAGGCAACAAAAUAUGAGUACACCAGUCAUAGCAUUUCACUUCCAUUUGCGGCAGCUCUUUUAUGCACUCUGUACAACUGUUCUCAGUACAUAUUGGGUCAAAGUAUUUUAGUUCAAUGUUUUUGUUGUUGUUUACUGGAAGCAUUCUUUUAAAAAAAAUGUUGGGUUAUUGCAUUUGGAAACGCAGCUGCCUCUAGUUGUAUUUCAAAGUGUGUGAAGACCUGCAAUAUAAAGUGGCUGCCACUUCAAAGCGCAGGGACUAGACUGACCACACUUAACCAAAGUGUCUCUUGUUCAUGUCGGCACACAAUAAGUCAGUGAGCUGCAAUCGCAAAUUGUAUCACUAUUGUGAUUUUGCCAUGAGAAAAUAUUUGAAACAACCAACUACAUUGGAGGAAAUGAGGGAUAUUUAAUUCCAAUGAAUGUACUGUAUUUAAAAUGAAUAAUGAAUGACUUGACAUGUAUGUCCACGUCUAAUGUAAAUAAAUAAUCCCGUUGGUUAUAUUUAUUUCUAAUAUGUUUGUGAUAUACCAUUUUAUAAUGCUAUUAAAAG
Corythoichthys intestinalis (scribbled pipefish) is the source of this 4099-nucleotide messenger RNA. RefSeq names its product glypican 3 (gene gpc3). The transcript has 8 exons. The coding region runs from base 398 to 2143 and encodes 581 amino acids. Gene Ontology annotation, biological process: cell migration; positive regulation of canonical Wnt signaling pathway; regulation of protein localization to membrane. Gene Ontology annotation, cellular component: extracellular region; plasma membrane; cell surface. Lineage: Eukaryota; Metazoa; Chordata; Actinopteri; Syngnathiformes; Syngnathidae. The record is from RefSeq and is a predicted model, not a curated record.